CCCCUACUCCUCACCUCAAUCAAUCCUCCCUUCUGUCUAGGCAAACAACAACAUUAACCAAAUGUUGUCUUUCUCUCUUGGUUUCGCGUCGGCAACGUUGCCUUGCAAUUCCACUCUGAUGAUAGCAAACAACACCUGCCUCUCAUCAAAGUCACCGAGAAACAUUGAGUUUCGAAAACCAUUCCUUCGUUUACAGAGAUUUUCUCAAAAUAAUGUCCGAGACAUUGCACCUUCGCAAAACAUGGCCAUCAAAGAUAAAGGCAGCCGUGACGUUUGUGUUGCCGCCAUCGCCGCCCCACCUACCAUCACAGAUAUGGCUCGGGAAUCGCGAGAUGGUAUCGGAAUAAUUGACUUCCUGGAGAGACGGAACUUUCUUGUCACUGGUGCGACUGGGUUUCUCGCGAAAGUUCUCAUUGAGAAGAUUUUAUGCGUCGCACCCAACGUAGGGAAGAUCUUCCUGCUGAUCAAGGCAAAAGACGAGCAAGCUGCCAUGGACAGAGUCAAAAACGAGAUAAUAGAGUGUGAGUUGUUCAAGUGCCUAAAACAAAAGUAUGGAGAACAAUACACAAAUUUCAUGCUGAGCAAGCUUGUUCCAGUCAAGGGCGACAUUCGGGAGUCGAAUAUGGGAAUAGCGGAUGAUUUUCUUCACCAAAUUACACAAGAAGUCGAUGUCAUCAUAAACUCAGCAGCCAACACAACUUUGGAUGAGAGGUACGAUGCAUCUCUCGUCGCGAACACCAUUGCGCCUUCUCGGCUUUUAAGCUUUGCCAAGAAAUGCAAGAAACCAAGCCUUUUCUUGCACUUGUCUACAACAUAUGUGAAUGGAGAGAGGCCGGGAAUAUUAAUGGAGAAGGCCUUUGAAAUGGGGGAGAGCAGAAUAGACACGUCGACUCAAAGCAAGUUGGACGUCCAUUACGAAAUAAAUUUGGCUUCAGAUCUAGUUGAAACACUCCCUCCAAAUGAAAUGCCUCAGAAAUUAAAGGAGAUUGGUCUGUUCAGGGCAAGAACGUAUGGGUGGCAGAACACAUAUCAAAUGACCAAGGCCAUGGGGGAGAUGAUGAUAAACGCAGAUAGAGGAGGAAUACCCGUUGUUAUCAUUCGUCCCAGCGUAAUCGAGAGUACUUUUCAAGACCCUUUUCCCGGAUGGAUUCAAGGAUACAGAGUGCUCGACCCCUUGAUCUUGUCCUAUGGGAAAGGACGACUCCCAGGUUUCCUAGUCAAUCCCAGCACAGUUAUGGAUGUGGUACCAGCAGACCUAGUUGUGAACACGAUCAUCGCGGCAAUGGCAAAGCACGGGAUUGCUGCGAGCCCUGGCAUCGACGUGUACCAUGCCGCGUCGUCUACGGUGAAUCCGAUGACGAUGGGUGACAUGUUCAAGUAUUCCCGCGACCAUUUCGCAGCUUCUCCCUUGACAGACAACAAAGGAGAUGAGAUUCAAAUUACUGACAUGGAGUAUUUCGGUUCAAUAGACAGCUUCUCCUCCUACAUAGAGAAAGACAUUUCAGAGAAAAGUGGCUUGAGCAAAGAACUUGGCCCUAAUUUAAACCCAAAGCAACAUUCCAGGCUUGAAGCAAGAUGCAAGAGAAUGGCAGAGAGUCUAAUUCACUUGGCUAAGUUGUACGAGCCCUACAUGUUCUACCGUGCAAGGUUCGACAAUGAGAAAACACAGAAGUUGAUGGAACAAAUGUCGACCGAAGAGCGUAAUCAAUUUCCAAUGGAUUUGAGGAACACAAAUUGGGAGGAUUACUUUGCGAAUGCCCAUAUUCCAGGUCUGAGGAGGCAUGUCAUCAAAAAGGCAUCCUUGUCUUGACAUAUCUUUGUACUCGAAAUUCUAAAGAUCGCGUAGAACGUGAGCAGUAACUCUUGCUGGACAAUAAUAAUGUUGACGUAUUACGGGGCCAGCAAUCCGGAUUCAAGUGUCAAAUUCGGAUCUUAUAGCCUUGUCAUGCUAAGUAGUAUGUUUCUGUUGAACAGGUAGGGUAAAUGGUGUGUUGAGAAAAUCGUGUCAACUUGUGUCGCUUUUGUACUUUUCAAUUGAUUUCCGUUUCGUAGUCGUGUCGAUUCGUGUUAAAAGUCGUCGCUCCAUGUACAAUCUUUAGAUUUGUAAUAUGUGUGCAAGUGUGAAAGUCGCAUUGUCUCUCGAUUCGAUGAAGAUCUAAUAA
Molecule: messenger RNA, 2162 nt
Organism: Syzygium oleosum
Lineage: Eukaryota; Viridiplantae; Streptophyta; Magnoliopsida; Myrtales; Myrtaceae
Product: fatty acyl-CoA reductase 2, chloroplastic-like
Exons: 9
Coding region: 62-1810 (582 amino acids)
Biological process (GO): suberin biosynthetic process; long-chain fatty-acyl-CoA metabolic process
Cellular component (GO): intracellular membrane-bounded organelle
Molecular function (GO): alcohol-forming very long-chain fatty acyl-CoA reductase (NADP+) activity
Source: RefSeq, a predicted model, not a curated record